UGCGUGUGUUUUCAACAAAACGGGAAGGUCAGACACGCCCGCACGUAGCCACGGAGCAUGAUUAAUUAAUAAUUACUCAUUAGCCUUCGAGUAUCCAAGUCCAGUCAGUUCUACUUGCUAAACUCCGAUAGCUGUUCGGUUGUAGGUCGAAGCGUUGAUCGUCCUUGACAUUGAUGAAUUCUCUCUUGACCUAGGAAGUAAGGUUAGCACGCGAGAUAGCCCAAACACCGGUAGCUGGUGGAUGUUCCGUGUAGGUCGUGUGUAGCGCUCUAAUGGUUAGCAGUCUGUGACCCACCACACUAUCCCAGCAUGCCUUCUUAUGACGUCACAGACCCCAGCCCCCAGAAUGGGGGUCAGAAGUCACCUGAGGGGGAGAAAAGUAAACCCAUGUUACCCAAGUCUCCAUCAACAGACAAGUCAUCCAGUGCUAGCUUGUCCAGCCCCAAGACCAAGUCUGGCCGACCGCCCUUGGAGACACAAACGUCCACAGCGUCCAUGAGACGGAGGAAGUUCAGCAGACGGACCUCCUCGAGUUUUGACUUUCACCAUGUAGACUCAGUGGCGUCUGCUCCAAGUCUGCAGCUAGAGGAAAUAGAUUUAAGUCAAGUUCCCUGGUGGACCUCACACAGAUUCCGGCUGGCUAUUUUGUCUUUCUUUGGGUUUGUCAUUUUGUACGCCCAGCGAGUCAAUCUCAGUAUCACCAUAGUGUCCAUGGUUGACCACUCUAAACGCCUGGCUCUAGCAACUGGCAAUAGCAGCAACUGGACAUCUGACCCCAACAUGACCAGUUACAACUUGACCACAACUUUGUCUCCAGAACAACUGAAAUGUCCAGAACUUGGCUCCAAGGCACAUGCAGGAGAGUUCGAUUGGAGUAAGGAGACAGAAGGACUCUUGCUAGGAGCCUUUUUCUGGGGAUAUCUUGUUUUUCAAGUUCCAGGGGGACGACUCAGUGAAAAGUUUGGGGCCAAGAAAGUGAUAGCCAUCGCCAUGUUUCCUGUCUCCAUCCUCACAAUUCUCUCCCCUGUGGUGGCUCGAGCCAACCCAUGGCUCUUCUUGGUGCUGAGAAUCUUUGUUGGCCUUGGGGAGGGUGUCAUGUACCCAGCAGCACAAGCUUUUUGGGCUAAUUGGGCCCCUCCUAAUGAGAGAAGUCGCUUGAUUGGGUUCUCAUAUGCAGGUGGACAAUUUGGCAAUGCAAUUAUUUUCCCCAUUGCUGGCUACCUUUGUGCAUAUGGAUUUGAUGGUGGAUGGCCCAGCGUCUUCUAUAUCAUUGGUGCCGCUGGGUUCCUGUGGUGUGUUUUGUGGGUCAUCUUCGCCCAUGACACACCUGAACAGGACAAAACCAUCUCAGACAUUGAGAAGAAAUACAUCAAGUACUCCAUUGGUGAGAGGUCAAAAAACAAAAAAAUUAGCAAAGACAUCCCAUGGAAAGCCAUCUUUACAUCCCGGCCUGUAUGGGGGAUUCUGAUCGCUCACGCUUGCGGCAACUACGGAGCGUACAUGUUGCUGACCAAACUCCCAGCUUACAUGAAGGAGGUGCUCAAGUUUGACAUCAAAUCUAAUGGCAUCUUCUCUAUGCUGCCCUAUCUACUGUUCUGGUUCUUCAUCACGCUGAGUGGGAUGAUAGCAGACAUGUUGAUCUCCAGGGGGAUCCUGAGCAUUGGCAACACAAGAAAACUCAUGGCCACAAUUGGUAUGAUCGGUCCGUCUGCAUUUUUAAUUGGCACCGGCUUCAUGGAGUGUGACCAGCAGGUGGCAGCAGUGGUCAUGUUGACCAUCUCCAUUGGGCUGUGUGGCUUCCAUUUCUCUGGCUACUUCAUCAACCACGGAGACAUCGCCCCGCCCUAUGCUGGGACCUUGUUUGGGCUGUCCAAUACGCUGGCCACAAUACCAGGGAUCAUCUCGCCGUAUAUCGUGUCCGCUAUGACUAAAAAUGGUACAAGAGAGGAAUGGCUUUCAACAUUUUAUGUUGCAGCAGCUAUUUACUGUUCUGGUGCUCUUUGGUACAUCAUAAUGGGCAAUGGAGAGAUUCAAAGCUGGGCAGGUGGUAAGGAUGAUAAGGACGAUGAAGAAGGUGACGUAGGGUUUGGUCUACAUGAGAUACAGGAGGCUGUGCAUGAAGAAGAUGAAGAUGAGGAGGGAGAGAAGAAGAAAGAGCUCCUUCCUUCUCCCAAGAAAGACGGCAGCCCAUUAAAGGAAAAUGUCUAGCCUGGAACAAAUGAUUUGGUCAAAGGUUUUUUUUAAGAAAGGUUCAAAAUAUUACAGUGUUAAAAUAGGCAGUAAAGGCUAUUGUGAAAAUAUGUUACUGUACCAGGCGAAAACUUGAAGUAACGAAUUAUUUGGUCAUAGAUUUUCUAAAAGGGUGGAGCAAUUACUGUUUUAAAUAAGCAAGUACAUGCCACUGUAAAAUAUAUCAGUGCACCAAUCUAAAUCUGUUGGCAAGUACAAAAUACUAUUAAAAAAUUUCUUGCCACUGCUCAAGCUAUCAGUAGUAUCUGCUUUUGUACAUACCUGCAUGGAUUUAGUGUGUGUGAAGAGUAGAUAAAACUUUGCAUCUCAUUUUAAGAUUGUAUUUAUUUAUAUUUAUUAUGUAAAACUAAUCACAAAACUUUACACUAAAGGUGUGGGGAAAUCUUUAAAGAAAUAUAAAUACAAAUUUAAUUUUACAUGCACAAUAUUGUAUAUAUAUUCUACUUGAUACCAGAAUUAAGGAAAAAGAAUUUUUUUUAAAAUUUUGAAAUAAAUCAGCUGUGAUAAAUCUUUAGCUCUUAUAAACUAUUCCAACCAUUUAAAGGGAAGUAAGGAUUUUGUCAUUAUUUUGAUCUGUUAUAAAAAUAUAACUAAAUGUCAGUUUUACAAAUUAUGUAAAUACGUCAGGUUAAAAUGCACCUGAUAUAAUUAUAAUUUGCAGAAACUUGCCUGUUACCGCUCAGUUCUAGAGUUGCUGCUAUCAUCAUCACUAUGCCAAUUUGUAACCAAAAAAAAUUAAUUAAAACCAAACUGCUGUCUUAUUUAAAACAUGAAUACAAGAUAAGGAUCUAUAAAUAGUAAAUAAACAAUCUUCAAUUGGAAAUAUUAGAUUUUUAAAAAUAUGACAUUAGUUGUGCAACCAAAGCCCUAACAUUAAAAAAAUACCUCAACUUCCGUAUUGAAAAGUUAUAUUAUAACCUUAAAAACAUUUUUGUAUUGAACCAUAAUUAAUUAAAUUGCCUGUUGAAUUUAUCUGAUAGCAAAA
Physella acuta is the source of this 3235-nucleotide messenger RNA. RefSeq names its product sialin. Gene Ontology annotation, biological process: transmembrane transport; monoatomic anion transport. Gene Ontology annotation, cellular component: membrane. Gene Ontology annotation, molecular function: transmembrane transporter activity. The record is from RefSeq and is a predicted model, not a curated record. NCBI's taxonomy places the organism in Eukaryota, Metazoa, Mollusca, Gastropoda, Physidae.